AUGAGAAGGAGAUAAGACUCAUUAAAUACAUCAAGGAGCUCUAUUAGCAACAAACUAAUAACUACUUUAAAUGACUCAAGAAUAUUGAAACAGAGUCUCAAUCCUUUAUUCAAUAUAUAUCAAAUAGAGAUGAAUUAUAUUUGGUGUUAAUCUUGCUAGAUGAAUUUAUUUGAGAAGGAUGUCUAUAAUCAUAUUUAUGAAGAUUAACACAUACAUAUUUUAUAGAAGUAGUUCAUGAGGAAAAAUAUAAAAUCAGCAUCUUAUCAUCAAUAACAACAUGGAAUCAAAUUAGAAAUCAAGUAGAAGUCAUUAUCUUAAUAAUCAAUAUUAAAAAGAACUUAAUAAGAUAAUUUGAAUAAAAGUAUAGAGAUUACAAUGAGACAAUCUAUUAAAUCACUUAAAUAAUUUGUCAGUAAAUUGAUUGAAGAUUUAAAUCAAAUUGGUUAUAGUAAUCUAUCACUUGUAUAGUAAAAAUGAUUUAUUAUCUUAAAUUAUUUUGAAUUCCAAUUCAAAUUAAUAAAAAAUAUAUAGGAACAUGUCUAAUUGUUUUUUUGAGUGAAACUUAAUGUAACAUAAAUAUGUUUAACGAAUUGACAUUUUAAGAAAUAUUUGAUAAACGUUAAUUCUUUGUUAUACAAAAGAAUAAAGGACCUUGUUAUUCAAUUAAUAAAUAGAGAAUUCCAGAAUUUUUGAAAUUGUAUAUAUAGAAAAAUCUUGGAUCAAAUAAAAGAAUAUUAGAUUAGAAUUAGAAAUAUAUAGGACGAUAAUUAAAUUAAAUGUUAAGAAAAUGUUGUCGAUUAAUAGCAAGUAAUACAAAGGAUAAGGAGUAUCAAUUAUUUUUAAAUGGAUUGAAAUUAAAAGAAAUAAAGGGUUUGUCUAUUCAAUAUUCAAGUGACAUUAAGAAUUAAUUGUAGACAGAGAGGAGUGAGAAGAUUUAUAACAUUUAAUAGAAUGUAAAGGAAUAAUGGGAGAAUGUUCUAUAAAGAUUGGGAGACUAAAGAUAAAAGAAUAUUAGAAUUGUAAUUAAAUCUAAAGUCUAAAAUUGA
This is a messenger RNA of Paramecium pentaurelia, 1046 nucleotides long. Lineage: Eukaryota; Ciliophora; Oligohymenophorea; Peniculida; Parameciidae. The record is from the annotation of a GenBank genome assembly.